Molecule: messenger RNA, 1228 nt
Organism: Anopheles gambiae (African malaria mosquito)
Lineage: Eukaryota; Metazoa; Arthropoda; Insecta; Diptera; Culicidae
Gene: aurB
Product: aurora kinase B
Exons: 2
Coding region: 152-1051 (299 amino acids)
Biological process (GO): regulation of cytokinesis; protein phosphorylation; mitotic spindle organization
Cellular component (GO): spindle midzone; spindle microtubule; spindle pole centrosome
Molecular function (GO): ATP binding; protein kinase activity
Source: RefSeq, a predicted model, not a curated record
UCAAAUUACCUGUUCAAAAAACUGCGCGAUCAACCGCCAUAACUGAACCAAACAGCAAGCGGCAAGGCGACCACAACAGUAGUCCACACGAAAAAUCCAUAAUUGUAAUUAUUAUCAGUGGUUAAUUGUGUAAAACAAAUCAACACCAACCAUGGAUGAUGAUGUGUUCGCCACGGACGGUGAUGUAAAUGCCCAUUCGGAGGUAGUGCUGCAAACGAUCAAAAUGAUGCAGCAUCCGGCUUACGAGAAUCCGUACGAGUGGUCCACGGACGAUUUCGAGGUGGGGCGUGCGCUGGGUCGAGGCAAGUUCGGGCGCGUCUAUCUCGCCCGCGAACGGGAAACCGGCUUCAUGGUCGCGAUGAAGGUGAUGUUCAAAUCGCAGCUGACCAAAUGGCACGUCGAGAAGCAGCUGCUGCGCGAGAUCGAAAUCCAGUCGCGCCUCAAACAUCCGCACAUUCUGCGGCUGUACACCUGGUUCCACGACGAUCGACGCAUCUAUCUGGCCCUCGAGCUGGCUGCACAGGGCGAGCUGUACAAGCAUCUGAAGGCGGCACCGAAGGGCCGGUUCGAUGAGCGGCGGUCCGCCCGGUACAUAUCGCAGGUGGCCGAUGCGCUCAACUACUGCCACGCGAACAACGUGAUUCACCGUGACCUCAAGCCGGAAAACAUUCUGCUCACGGACGAGGACAACAUCAAGCUGGCCGAUUUCGGCUGGUCCGCUCACACCAACUCGAACAAGCGCAAAACGAUGUGCGGCACGCUGGAUUAUCUGCCACCGGAGAUGGUGGACGGGAAGAUGUACGACGAUUCGGUCGACCAGUGGUGCUUGGGCAUCCUGUGCUACGAGUUUCUGGUCGGCAAUCCGCCGUUCGAGUCACAGACGACCCAAACCACGUACGACAAGAUCCGGCGGCUGGACAUCGUAUAUCCGCGGCACAUGACCGCGGGUGCGAUUAAUCUCAUCUCAAAGCUGCUGCGCAUUCCGAGCAGCUCCCGGAUCACGCUGCGAGACGUCAUGAACCAUCCGUGGGUGGUGCAGAUGAAGAAGUAAAUGCAGCGGACGGACACCAUUUGGUACCAUUAUAUGUAAGCGCUUUUUACACUGAACUGGACAGUAUGUGUGUUAUGAUAGGUCAAAUCGGAAAGCAUUAGUUCGUGGUAUUGGAGGUGGUAGCUUAAGCUUUUUAAAUAAUUAACUUCAUUAGCUCAUUAGCUUGAUUGGUAAAAA